Molecule: messenger RNA, 8800 nt
Organism: Cyphomyrmex costatus
Lineage: Eukaryota; Metazoa; Arthropoda; Insecta; Hymenoptera; Formicidae
Exons: 19
Coding region: 35-8548 (2837 amino acids)
Cellular component (GO): cytoskeleton
Molecular function (GO): protein binding
Source: RefSeq, a predicted model, not a curated record
AGUCGUCGACGGUGAAUGACGAGGGAAGUAUCAUAUGAGAGCAGCGCGGCACAAACGAGCAACGAGAAUGCCGACAGAUGUGACCGGGGGCCCAGGACUCGCAGUAGUGGCAGGGGAUGUUCUUACCCUGCGAGGCACAGGACUUGCUGCUGCAGAAACGUGGGCUCUCCUCUGCCAAGCAGCCCAGGCCCUCCAGGAUCUUUUUCUUUCAAAUGGAGGUGUGGUGGGUGGUUCGAGAGCAGGACCAGUGGUGACUCCACAUACGCUGGAACUGACACUACGUGGUAGGGUUUUGCUGCAGCUCGCACCGCCGGAAACUGCUCGGGCAUACCUGCCACCAGAGUAUCGACCCGGCCGCGUAUAUUCGGACACGGAUUCGGAAAAAAUGUGGAUGUAUUCUUUAGGCAGGGCAUUAUUGGACACGACUCCCAGAGCAACGGCGUUGACGGGGACCGUUUCUGUUUCACCCUCUUCCGCUUUACAAUCAGUGUUGGCUGCCAUGACGGAGCCUGAUCCUCGCAGACGUGCCUCCUUGAUGAAUUUACUCGACGUAAUAUCCGAAUAUUGUCGGACACGUCUACAAGCAAGGCCCUUCACACACAUAGUAAUGGAGAUGUAUCGAGAGGUUGUGAGGUCGCCGCAAUACGCCGCACGGAAACGAGCAAUGCAGCUGAAUGCUCUGUGCCCGACACGGAAUAUGGUUGAGCAAUUGAACCAACAGAAAAUCUACGGGCAUCAUCAUCAUCCGCAACAACAGCAGCAAGACUACGUUCAAGUUGCGAAUGGUCAACCACCGUCUAUUCAACACCAGACUCGUGUCGGGCAAUAUUUACCGAAUCAAUUAGCUCUCCAGCAACGGCAACAGCAACAACACGAUCACAUUCAACGUCAGGCUAAUCAAUUUCGCUCGCUUCACCAACAACAGGAUUAUGUACAACAGCCACUAAAGGGUCAGCAGGAUCAUCGUAGUUAUCAUUAUAAUCAUCAACACGCGAAAGGAACGCAUUUCAGGGCACAAUCGCGCAAUUCCCAAUCGCAUCCCAAUUUGACGAGCUUAUGCGACUCGCAACAGCAGCAGCAGGAACAACGGCAGCAACAACAGCAACAACAACCACAACCAUAUAGGGAUACUGCCCUUAGCGCCUACAGAACGCACUUUCAAUCGCAGCUGGAUAUCCAAAGCGGCAGCCGAUCGAUAGGACCAGCGACGACACGUCGGAUGCAUCAUCACUCGAGGACGUACUCGCAGCCGGUUUACACGCGACUUCAACAUACCAGGAGUAGUGGCAAUCUACCAACGACGACGAGCGCGAUGGUCGACGGUAAUCCCGACGGGAAUGUUUACAACGACCCGAUAUAUGCUCUGCCAGUUAAGCCCUUCCUGAGCUCCCAGGAUGUGCGAGUCAAUGGAUUGUCUGCGAAAUCUCCCGCGAUCUGUCACGGCGACGAGGUUUAUGGUAGAUCGUCAUCGAUAAACAGGCAUCCUUCAAAUACCGGUCAUUCUCAACCUGAUAUAACUUCCCAACCAAAUGAACGUCUUCACGAAGAUAUAUACGGACGAACGCCUUCGGGAAGAGUGCUCUUGCAAAGGCAACACUCGAAUCCGCAGCUGCCAAACAGGAUGCAAACUGACGAAGAUUUUAAGCGACUGUCACAGCCGAGCGUAGCAACGACCGAAUCUCGAUGUGUCGAUAUUACGCAAAAAGGACAAACGAUACGGCAACAAAGUUCAGCAACCACUAUGAGACUGAGAGGACUGCAAGGACCCCCAAAACCACCUCGAAUUAUUACUACCUUAAGAAAAACCGCUCUCUCCGAUUCGGAAUGUAAUAGCCACACGGAACCGCCAGCAAAGCCUCCCAGAAUCAUGGUGAGGAACGGGCCAAGAGCUCGACGAGGAAAAGCAGUUCAAAGAGCACCGUCGCGCUUAUAUAGAACCGUAGGUGGGCCCACGAGGUGUUUCAACAAGGCGCAAUGUGUUGGUCCUGAGUUUGUAGUUCGUGCCAAUCAACCCCCAAAAACAUUAUGUGUGGGACAAGUCAAGGCGGGUAACUCUGGCCGGAUAGUUGUAAUAAUGCUAACAGGACAACGCGUGGAAGUCACUUGUGAUCCUCAAAAGGUCACUGCGGGGGAUUUAUUUCAGGCUAUUGUUCAAGCGGAAAGCCUCGAUGAAAACUUCACUCUAGGGUUGGCCGUACUACUGGCCGGGGAUUUCGCAAUGUUACCACCAGACACGAAAUUAAAUAAAGUCGCACCACCGGGAUGGUUAAGCAGCGGUAAAAGCAAAGGUUUACUGGGUCUACCGACUAGUUUCAUGCUGUACCUGCGACUUCGAUUCUUCCUACCAUCUCUUCGUGGCACCAGGAGUUGGAUAUCGAAGCAUUUGCUAUAUCUGCAAAUAAGGCGAUGUAUACUGGAACAGCAGCUGGUAUGCCCAUAUUCCGAAUUAAUCAAUUUGACAGGCCUCGCACUUCAAGCUGAAUUCGGGAAUUACAACGCCAACGAGCACGGCUGUGGAGAUUAUUUCCUCCUCGAGCACUACGUGCCGGAGUCUUUGAUAUUGAGCGCGGACCGGCAUCAAUCGCAGCCCUGCGUCGACGCCGAUACACUUCGGGCGCAGUUACACCGCGCUCACCGCGACCGCCGUGGCUUGGACUCGAACAAUGCCGAGGAGAUGUUCAUAACUCACGCGCAGUCCCUGCCGGAUUACGGUUCGCACUACUACAUUGCCACAGUAGACUCGAAGGAGUUAGAGAAACUGAUGAUGCGGCAGAGAAAGGGGAAGAGCACCGUGUCCGACAACCGCGAUGCCGUGUCGUCGCACGACGGUGCAGGAAACGCUUAUCGCAAGGAGAAAUCCGCCCGGGAUAUCUGUUCCACCUAUGGCAGGAUCGGGAACCCGCGGUUAAAUUCCCGCGAAAAUAUGCCGACGAUACCCUACUCGGACGAGCACGCGAAGAACGCGGAUUUAUGCCGCGAUGAAACGUGCAAUAGCAACAACAAAAGUAACAAUAAUAAUAUUAAUAGCGUUAACAGUAAUAACAGCAAAAAUAGUAAGAGCGGCAAGAAAAAGACGGAGAGCAACGUGUGGCUGGCGAUUCAUUCUCAAGGCUUGAAGUUGCUGGAACGAGGGGGCGAGCCAAGGGAAAGAACAGAAUUGGCCCAUUUUCAGUGGCGAGACGUGCAGACAUUGAGUUACAGCAAGAGCUGUCUGGUGGUAUACAGUAAGCUGAAUGGGAAACGCUGCAAGUUUAAACUGCGGAUGGAUCAUCGAAAAAGUUACUUCGCCUUCAAGCUCACGUCCCUGCAUCAUCAGUUCUUCCUCAGACUUCGUUCGGAGCUCACGUCGCUUCAAGGCCUCGCUAAAGAGUUUGGAGUACCCCUGACGGAAAUAAAAUCUACACCAUUGAAACCCAAGAGCAUCGAUAGUAAAACUAAGAUAACAAUCGCGAGCGCGGUUAAAGUACAGCAAAGAAUAAGUUAUCCGAUGCAAUUAGAGGAAUACCAAAAUAAGGAGAAUGAAAAUCCACAGAAAGAUCCAAUUGUAGUGACGACAACGAAGGACGCUGGUCGCGAACCAGCCUUUUAUUCAUCCGAAGAGGAUGCUCUUUACGCACAAGUAAACGUGCGAUUAGAACCAGAAGGUCAAUCGCGAGACACAGAGGAUGAAUCGGAAAGAGGCUUAACGACGCCGCACAAGAUCUUGUUAGAACCUAAAGAAACAAAACCGGAGCAUGACAAACUCUACGGCUGUCCCGGUCUAGACGAGGCUGAAAUCGAAUGUACAUAUUCACUCCCAAAAGUUAUGUCAAACAACAUUAACCAACUAGAUAAACCUAAUAAUCCUGAAGAACUAUACGCCGCUAUUAAUAAAGUUCGACUAUCGGGAAAGAACGAGUUCCCUGUUCCGGAUGAAGUUUGGAAUGUAUCAGACAUUAAAAAGACAUUGCAAAAGAUGAAAGCAUCUAGCUUACCGAAUUACGGUGCACCGAAGCAGUCGAGUGGUCUUCGUACACCUAGCUUGCCGCGUCGAUUGGGUGUGAAAAUGGGAACGCGAGCGAUUUAUAGCAGUUUAGUUCAGAAAGAUACCGCGCUUACCGACGAUACGGAAUCAUUGUCUCUAAAGUCCGACACCGAAUCGUCUAUUCAAUCACUAUCUGCACGAUCUACCGAAUCACCCAUGCCAGAAGCAUACGUGUUGAAUGCUGAUGUACGAACCAAUGACGAAACGUUCCGAAUUCCUGACGAUGAAUCGAUGUCUGCAUCUUUAAUGGCUCGUUUAGAAGAGCUGUCGUUCGCCGAAGAACGAAUUUUACAUACGAUCAAAUUGGAACGCGGCCACGGUGGUAGUAUAGGUUUGCAAGUAAUGGAGGGUAAUGACGGUGGCGUUUAUGUUCAGGCAGUUUCCGUUGGCGGAUCAGCCGAUAUGGCCGGAAACGUAAACAAAGGUGACCGGAUUGUAGCAAUAAACGGACAGAAUCUGUUGAAUCUUCGCUAUGAAGAUGCUCUGAAGAUGCUGCAGAGCUCGUCUGAAACGAUCGAGUUGGUUCUUUCGCAGCCUGCUAUUCGAAAAAGCUUGGAAUCGAGAAACGACCAAGACCAGGGCUCUGUAGAGAACAAUUACUUACAUGAUAUCAAAUUUGACGUGUCAUCGGAAGCGGAAACGUCUAGCAUGAUGAACAAGUGGAUCGUUCAAAAAACCACGGAUGUAGCGUCGGUACAGAAUACUUCAAGCGCAUAUAGUAGUGCCGCAUCUAGCGCUAUGGGCAAUCACAAUAAUACCAACAGCCUGUACAUGACUGAUCUCGUUGACAAUAACGCAUUAAAAUCUGCCAAUAACGGAAAUUCGACCAAACCACCUGUGCCACCGCGGCGAACGAAACGCAAAAUCAAGAUUGCGCCGAUCGAAUCGUCGGUGGCGAACAACGGUGCAACAGAAACCACGAACGACAUCGCGAUAUCUCAGCAAAAACGUCCGCCGCCGCAGCCGCCGCUUUUACUGGAAAAAUGUCGACGAAACAAUUGUGGAUAUGUCAAAACCCGCCAGCCGCAAUGCGACACUUCGGCAAACUGUCCAAGAGUCGAUACCAAGCAACAUCAUCGCGAGAAUCGCGUCGCUGCGUCGAGGAUGAUCGAAGUAAAGCAUCGCGACAAUACGACAUCCAUAGAAGACAACUCGACAUCGAGCAACAGCGCAAACAAUCAUCCAAUUCCAAAGUCAAUCGUAUCGAAAUCAUCUUCUCACAACGUCGUGUUACCUAAAAUCGACAAAUAUCCACCACUCUUUUUCACUCUGCACGAUUUCGAGAAUGUAGUGUCCGAUACAUGGAACAGAAACGAAUCCGUGGGUCCUAGGAACUCGCAAAAUUUACACGAGAAAGAAUCGACGAAAGCGCACAUAUUGGAUGAUGGCGAUGACGUUUGUUUUCGUGUGACAACGACGAGUCUUCCGUUCGAAAAGUGUCUAGGCAAAUGGAGGGAUCCUUUUGAUGAUGACUUCUCUCGGAAGUUUGACGAUUACCGAUUCGAAGAUAGCACGAACGAAAACGAUAAGGGAGCAAAUGAUAAGAGAUCAUUUGAUUAUAAUAAUGUUUUCGAUAAUAAUGACGAAUCGAAGUAUCACGUAGGCACGAAGGUACGAUUCAUGAUCGAAUCGCCAGGUUCUUCCCGGUCCAAACGCGACUCUAAUGUAAAAAUUAGUGUGCCAUGUAACAGUUUGCGGAGCCACGAAUCCAUUCUCAACAAUGAACAAACCGGUGAACGAAGCACCGUUUCUUCCGUGAAACUGACUGAGAUCCGAGAGGAAUUCGCGGACGUAAAAGAUUGCUGCGACAAUGCACGAGAUAAAUCAUACACGUCGAGUGUCGACAAAAGAAAUUCCGCGACGGGAGAAGACGAUCCUUUUAUAAUGCAGGUAAACGAAGUUGACGUGAAAUUAAAGGAGAUUCCACAAAUGUAUUGUAACGAUAGAAAUAAUGACGUUAAUUGCGAGAAAAUUCGAGAGAAAGAUUCCGAUUUGAUACCGCGGAACGUGCAGGCCAGCGAUGAGAUUCUCAAAACCAAGAAGAAAAAUAUAAUAACGGGAAAAAUUAUUACAAGUGACGUAAAACAAGUGGAUCAAAGUAAUACUUCUUCAGGAAUCGUGGAAAACGUUCGUUUUAUAGAUAACAGUUUAGAAACAGCUUGCAGAAUUGAAAAAGAGACAAAAAUAACACACCGAGAAGAGGAAAUGCUUUCGAAAAAAAGUAGCGAUGACAUCAAAGAGAAGUGUGUUGCCAAGAAUGAAAAAUUCUUAUCCAAUGAGUCAUUCCAAAACGAAUGUAAUGAUAAUGGUGGAUCGAACAGGAACAUUUCCACUGAUAAUCUUAUAAACAAGUCAGAUAAAAUUGAACAAACUCGACUACUUCAAAAGAAUAAGAAAAAAAAUAAUUCUUCCGAGGAUUCCAAGAAUAAUCAUGAUAUUUUCGCGAAGAAUGUUCCCGUGAAAGUUAAGCAAAAUUCUUUUUUGGAAACUAUGCUAUCUAAUGAUUCAACAAAUAUCUCGAUGAAUUGUGCCAUAAUUUCUGUAACUUCAAACAUUGAUAAAGAAUUAAGCACUAAUAAAACAUCAAAUAAAAUUCGGAAAUUAGAUGUAGAUUUUAUGACAGAAAGUGAACGUUCGCGUGAUUUAAGUAAUACGACAGAAAUAAAUACAAAGAAACAAACAAUUUUGAACAAUUCUAAGGAAAUAAAAGAAAAAAUCGUCAAGACUUCGAACAUAAAAUCAACACAAUCAGAGAAUAAAAGUGCCAGUGACGUAAAGAAUGACGUGCUGAAUGAACUUCUCUGCAAUUUUAAUAACAUAAAAUUAAAAAUAGUGAGUCCCGAGAAUAAAAAAUUUGCAACAAAGAUAGGUGAAAAGAUACCAUGUCCGAUUGCGAUUGAUAGAAAAAUUUCCAAAGAAAAGGAGAACGCGUCUAAAUCUUUGGAAAAAUCUCGAAACGAGGUUUGCAGCGUUCUUCUAAAUACCAAAAUUACUAAUGUAGAUAAUGAUAUAAAGAUCGUUGAGAAAAUUAUAAAGGAAGAAAAUAGCAUGAAAAUAAACAUUAGAAAAAAGCCUCAAAAUCUCAAGAACGACACUCCAACGAUCAGUGAGAAAAUUAUAAAAAAUGAAAAUAUUGAGAUUAAAAAUUCUAACAAAUCCUGCGACAUCAAAAGUGAAGUUGCAAAAGAUAACGCCAAAAUGAUGAUCGGCAAAAAUUCAUCGGAUAUUAAAUUAGAAGAAGAGAUCAAUGUAAAGAUGAAAAUUAGGCAAACCUCCGAAGACAUAAAAAAUGCGAUCGAGAUUACCAAUCGAGAGCUUAAAAAAUCACGUGAUAUUCGUGUUCUCAAGACAAUACUUAAGAAAACUAAUAUUGAGUGCGGGCGGCAAAAAGAGAACGAAUCCCAAAAGAGAAUUUCCAUCGGGGCACCUGCGACAAUGAACAAGAUUUUCGACAGUAGAGAAUUGAAGGCGAUCGCAGAUGCAUCGUGCAAGAAUAGCCUGGAAAACGGCAGAAAGCACGAAAGAGCUUCGAGGGAGAUUCAUACUCGCAGCGAAGAAAAGACUGAUGAAGUAAUCGCGAAUGAUGAGACCGAUGAUGAUCGAAGCAGGAUCACGAAUCGGUCGGCAUUAGUAUUAGUAGAGGAUACAAUGAAUAGCGGCGAUAAGUGUGCCAUAGCUAGGAAAACUAUUUCCGUAAACCCUUAUAAUAAUAAUGACAAUAACAGGGCCGUAACACCCGUAGCUAACAUAAGUAACGACCAAUCGUUUCGCGACAUUGUAACGAUAACCCCGGGUAAAGUUAGGAGUUUCGUUAAGUAUUACGAGAUUCGGUGCGACGCGACGACCGUCGAGAAACAUUCUAAAAUUAACGAUAGGGAGAAAGUAGCUAGGCGUAAGUUCAUGAAGAGCCAAGCGGUGCCCCUCGCCACGAAGAAUUCGCAGCGGCCGAAAGGUGUAAUAAUGAAGAAAAAGGAAACGAAAGGUGGAGGCAAGAGUGUUAAAUCAAACGAUUGCGACCUUCCCGAAACGUCCAACAAAACUCAACCUUCGACGUUUGUUCCGAGGGUCCCGGAAAAUCCUUUCCACAAUUCAACCCUUAAAACGAUAAAAAUAGGAUCGAAGAUGGAGAAGUAUGAAAAGAGCGGCUCGCAUAUGUCCGAUAAAGAGACACGUGCGCCGUUCACUAAGACCGCGAAAAAGUCGGUACAGUUCCUGGGCGGCUUCACCGUAAUUCACUCAGAAACUUUUGGUAAAGACGAAUCCGCGGGAAUUACAGACUCCGAUACAAAUGCGUUGAAAAAGAGGAAAGCCCCUGGAAUACCGUCCUCGCAGGAUUCCAAUAAUCAGAAACUUGUUCGCGAAAUCGCAAAAUCAGAGAAACCGCUAAACGUCGGAAAAGGUACCCUCCGACCACGAGAAGCCGUAACUCAGAUACACGUAACAGAUCACGUGCAGAAUUCAGGUAUUAACCGCUUCGUUUUAAAACCAGAAACCCCACAGCUCGUAAUUUACUGUACUAUAUAGAUAACACACGUAGCCUUUACGAGUCGUCGUUGCUCCGAGUCUCAAAGAAGUUAUAUCGCGUGAAUCCUUGCGUAAGCAUUUUGAUUUUCGCUACCAACCGAAGAAUAGAUUUUACAACGCUGCACAAUGCCUGCUAAAAAGUAAUUUCUGCCUGUUAAUGUACACCGCGUGUACAUAAGCUCUGCGUUUCCUAUAGAUUUAAAUUUUAUCUCGAAGAGAUAAAGUCCGAUUUUUUAUUUACGCAAAAUGUUA